AUGUCAUUACAAACACAAACACCAUCACAAUUAUUACAAUCAUUUACUACCCGAACAACUGACUAUAAUCAAUUAAUUAAUUCUGUUGGAAUUAAUGCUAUUACACCUCAACAAAUUCAACGAAUAGAAAAAUUAAGUGGUAAAGCACCACAUCAUUAUCUUUCUAGAGGAGUUUUCUUAGCAGAAAAGUCAUUAGAUAAAUUUUUAGAUGAUGUUGAAGCAAAGAAACCAACUUUUAUUUUUAUACAAAAAUAUCCACAAAAAGAAGUUGCUUUAGAAGAGUAUAUUACAUUGGAAUUUGCUCGUUAUCUUCAAGAUGCUUUUAAUAUUCAAGUAAUUAUUCAAAUAUUAGAUGAUAUAAAAGUAUUAAAUAGAGAGGCAACAAUAAAUGAAGCAAGUAAAAUGUCAAAUGAUUUAAUGAAGUAUAUUCUUGCAUUUGGAUUUAAUGAAGAUAAAACAUUUAUUUAUACUGACUAUCAAUAUUUCGGAAAAAUGUAUAGAACAAUUUCAUUAGUAGAAAAAGCAACUGCUUAUAAUGUAGUUCAACCAUUUUUUAACUUUGAAUAUUCAGAUAAUAUUGGUAAAUUAGCAUCACCAUCAAUUAUGACAGCUUCAAUGUUUUCUCAAUCUUAUUCUCACUUUUUUUCUUCUCCUGCUCGUUGUUUAGUUCUUGACUCAAUAAAAAAUGUUCAGUUCCAUUCAAUUAUUGAUCAAAUUGCUACUACUCUUAAUUUCAUUCAACCAACUGUUCUCUUCCAUAAAAUGGUUCCUUUAUUAUCUGGAGUAACUAAAUUUGAUAUACCAUCUGAUCACAAUUCAAUUCUUCUUUCUGAUAAUGCUAAACAAGUAGAACGUAAAAUUAAUAAACUUGCUUUUUCUGGUGGAAGAAAUACUACUGAAGAACAUAAAAAACUUGGUGGUCAAUGUGAUAUUGAUGUUUCUUUCCAAUUACUUAAUAUCUUCUCUUCUGAUAAUGCACAAGUAAAAGAUGUAGAAGAAAAAUAUUCAAAAGGAGAAUUAUUAUCUGGAGAACUUAAAAAAAUUGUUAGUGCUUCAAUGAAAGAUUUUAUUGUUGCUUAUGACGCUAAGAAGAAACCAAUUACAACAGCAUAUCUUAAAGCUUACAUAUCAAAAACUAAGUUUUAA
Messenger RNA from Entamoeba histolytica HM-1:IMSS, 1146 nucleotides. RefSeq names its product tryptophanyl-tRNA synthetase, putative. Bases 1 to 1146 code for a protein of 381 amino acids. Gene Ontology annotation, molecular function: ATP binding; tryptophan-tRNA ligase activity. Lineage: Eukaryota; Evosea; Mastigamoebida; Endamoebidae. Gene Ontology annotation, biological process: tryptophanyl-tRNA aminoacylation. The record is from RefSeq and is a predicted model, not a curated record. Gene Ontology annotation, cellular component: cytoplasm. The transcript has a single exon.